Molecule: messenger RNA, 1518 nt
Organism: Lodderomyces pseudojiufengensis
Lineage: Eukaryota; Fungi; Ascomycota; Pichiomycetes; Serinales; Debaryomycetaceae
Exons: 1
Coding region: 1-1518 (505 amino acids)
Biological process (GO): transmembrane transport
Molecular function (GO): transmembrane transporter activity
Source: RefSeq, a predicted model, not a curated record
AUGAAUAAUAAUUUAAUUGAUCAAGAAAAAGGUAUAACUCAGCAUAUAGAAUCAUCAAAUUCAUCAUCAGUUGAAAAUGUUGAAAAAACAUCAACAAAUUACAUUGACGAUGAAGAAGAGCCAGAGAUAUCAGAAGAACAUAAACAAUAUUUAAUAAAAAAACAUGGAACUUAUAAUCUUAUACCAUUACCAACAAUGGAUGAUAAUAAUCCAUUAAAUUGGUCAAAUUAUCAAAAAAUUUUACAAUUAUCAAUGGUUUCAUUUCAUGCAUUUAUGGCAACAUUUAUGGCUUCAGGAGUAGUACCAGCAUUUGGAGAAUUAAGUGUUUUAUUGGGACAUUCAACUCAUCAAAUUAGUUAUUUAACUUCUUGUCAAAUUAUUUUAAUUGGUUCAUUUCCAAUGGUUUGGACUCCUGUUAUGAAUAGAUAUGGUAAAAGAUUAUUAUUAAUUAUUUCUGUAUUUGGUAGUAUGUGUUUUUCAAUUGGUUGUGUAUUUUGUAAAGAUUAUGAAUCAUUAAUUGCUCUUAGGUGUAUUUCAGCAAUUUUUAUAUCUCCAGGAUUAGCAGUUGGUGGAGCAAUUGUUUCAGAAACUACUUUUUCUCAUCAAAGAGGUUCAAGAAGUGGUGUUUGGUCAAUUAUGGUUAAUUUAGGUACAAUGUUUGGUCCUUUACUUAUGGGAUUUGUUGCACAAUUUGUUGAACCAAAAUAUAUAUUUGUUGUAUUUGCAGCUAUAAAUUUUGUUCAAAUGAUUGCUUAUAUCUUUUUGGGAAAGGAAACAUCAUAUAAUUUAAAAGAUAAAUCAAGAAAUAUUAUAAAUCCAUAUAAACAAAUUUUUAGAAAAAAUGCAAUAUAUCCAGAAAAUAAGAUUUCAAUAUGGAUUAUAUUAAAUCCGUUCAAAUAUUUAAAAUAUUGGAAAAUUUUUAUACCAACUUUCGGUUAUACUAUAUUAUUUAUGCAUGGAAAUAUUGCAUUAAAUGUUCAAAUUCCACAAGUUAUGUAUACAAAAUACGGGUUGGGACCAAUGGCUUUAGGUUUACAAUUUAUUGGUUUCAUCAUUGGUACAAUAAUUGGAGAAAUUGGAGGAUAUUUAUCUGAUAAAUUAUUAAUUUGGGGUAAAAAAAAUGGUAAAGGUUCAAGUUUUAGAUUAUGGUUAACUUAUCCUGGUUAUAUAUUUUGUAUCGUGGGGUUAAUUGUAUUUGGUGUAGUUAUUGAUCAAACAAAUACUUAUCAUGUUAAAACAGUUGUUGGGUUAGCAAUUUCAGCAUUUGGUUUACAAGUUUCAACUUCACCUAUAAUUGCUUAUUGUAUUGAUCAAAAUUCAAAAGAUGCAAGUUCAAUUGUUUUAUUUAUAACAUUUAUAAGACAAUUAUUUGCAUUUAUUGGUCCAUUUUAUUAUCCUAUAAUGUUUUCAAAUAUUGGAUUUACUAAAUCUUAUCUGAUUAUGGCUGCUUUGGUGGGGGCUUUUGGUUUAAUACCAACUUUAAUUUUACAAUUUUAUGAAUCAAGAAGAGGAAGAUAA